UAAAAAACAAAAUCAGAAGCACAGCAGCAGCAAAAGGUGGAUUUUCCUUUUCCUCGCUUCCUCGAAAUCUAUUUUCCUCUUAGGAUUCACUCUAUAAGUCCAAAUUUUAUGCGGCUUAUGCCCACUAACUCAGCGAGACAAACUCUACAGUCGAAGGCUUUCGAUUUUGUUACGGUGACAGUCCCUCGGAGAGUGGAUUAGGCAGAGAUGGCAAAUCAAGGUGCAAAGAAGCGCAAAGAAGAGAACGCCCGACACAUGGCAAAUCUCCGUCGCCUGAUCAUAGCCUGUAAUGUUUUUUAUGUGCUACUAAGGAUGCUCAUCUUCCAUUCUAGUUUCGCCUGGAAAAAUUGGGUUGCUUUGCUUCUCACUUCUCUUGCUUAUUACUAUCCCUAUCAACAACUCGCUCAAAUGGCAAAUCCUUCUUAUGGCGAUGAUGGGGAACUUCUGGAUGGUGGCUUUGAUACGACUACUGGUGGAGUAUGUGGCUAUUUGCAUGAUGUAAUCUAUAUCACAGGCUUCGUGCAAGUCAUGUCCAUAAUCUCUGGAAAAUUUUGGUACACGUAUCUGCUGAUACCAGGUUUUGGAGCAUACAAAUCAUUUGGUUUCAUUAGAGGAUUUAUGUCUCAAGGUUCAGAGGGGGGUGUUGAGGAUGAAAAGACUCGGAAGAAGAGGGAAAAGUUGGAGAAGAAGGCUUCAAGACCCCAGUUUGUCAAGACAAGAAACAGAUAAUGUACUUUGAAGGGACUACUCUUGCGCUUGUACCAUCGAGUUUCCUCAUAAAUGAAUUAAAACCAACCACUCUAAGAUAUUGACUCAGGCUGUUCAAACCCAGGAAAAGUAUGACCGAAGGCUACACUCACAUUUGAGUACUGCUAGUAUGAGAUGGUGUCUUGUUUGAGUAUAUGAACUGUGUAAUUCUGUUUUGGAUGCCUCUAAUAUUUGAACUGUAAUGUGUACAUUCCGACUCGGAUAUAUGUAGCGAACGGAUACUGCUUCCCGUUUGGGCAACAUGCUUUAACUGAAUCGCUCAACGAAUAUUCAGUGUGGCUGCUGAUAUCGUCGCUUUUGAAUACUUUUUAGAGAUUAGUCUCAAGAUUGAUAUAAAUCUUGAAUUUUUGCUGUACA
Malus domestica (apple) is the source of this 1125-nucleotide messenger RNA. RefSeq lists its product as uncharacterized. Gene Ontology annotation, cellular component: intracellular membrane-bounded organelle. The record is from RefSeq and is a predicted model, not a curated record. NCBI's taxonomy places the organism in Eukaryota, Viridiplantae, Streptophyta, Magnoliopsida, Rosales, Rosaceae. Gene Ontology annotation, biological process: vacuolar protein processing.